AUGGCCAUCCUGACCACCCCUCGCAAGCCACUCAGGCUGGUAUUGUUUGUUGGCUUUGUUUUGGCCAUCUCAUUUUUCACUCUCUCCUCCGAAUACUUCGAGUCGUCGAACCUCGCUCUCUACAUAAAUCAUCCCUAUGCAUACGUCCGCAGCAGCUAUGACUGGGGGCGUCGCAAGCAGAGACAUCCUGUCUCAUCCUACGCAACCCCGUCUCAGGACCCUCCCCAUCAGCUGCCCAGAGUACAGUUCGAAUUCGAGGAGGGUCAAGGCGUCCAGGAGUCCCGAAGAAGGGAGGUGAAAAACACAUUCAAGAAGUGCUGGCACAACUAUAGGAAAUAUGCGUGGGGGUACGACGAGCUGAAACCCAUCUCCGGGAUGGGGACCAAUACCUUCUCAGGCUGGGGUGCUACACUUGUUGACUCUCUGGACGCUCUAUGGAUCAUGGACAUGAAGCUGGAAUUUAGGGAGGCCAUUCACCAGGUUGUCUCGAUCGAUUGGGAUUUUCACCCAGAUGACCAAAUGUGCAAUACGUUCGAAACUACCAUUCGAUAUCUGGGUGGCCUUCUCGCCGCAUACGACCUCAGCAAUGAGACAGUCAUCCUACACAAGGCCAUUGAGCUCGGCGAAAUGCUCUAUAGCGCAUUCGACACCCCGAACCGGAUGCCAGCCAACUCGUUCAAUUUCCAGAGGGCUAAGGAGGGCGAACUCCUUCCCUCCGCACGCGAGAUCUCGGCCAACGUCGGGAGCCUAUCGAUGGAGUUCACGCGGCUGUCGCAGCUUACAGGAGAUCCCAAAUUCUUCGACGCGACCGAGCGGGUCAAGAAGGAGCUCAAGCGGACUCAGGAUGGCACCAAGCUCCCCGGGCUCUGGCCGACCUAUGUCGAUGUUCAAAACGGGUUUUUGACACCUGACAGCUCAUUUACGCUCGGCUCCAUGGCCGACUCGCUGUACGAGUAUCUUCCAAAGAUGUACGCGCUGCUGGGCGGCCUGGAUGACUGCUACAUGGAAAUGUACCUCAAGGCUGUCAACACGGCCAAGGCCUUCCUCCUCUUCCGGCCCAUGCUGCCCGACACGGAGAGCGACGUCGACAUCCUAUUCUCGGGCACUGUGCUCUCGAAUGGUCUGGGGAUAAUCGACCUACAGCCACAGGGCCAGCACCUGACCUGCUUCGUGGGGGGCAUGUUCGCCCUCGGCGCAAAGCUGUUCGGCAUCCCCGAGGACCUAGAGAUCGGCGCUCAGCUGGCACGGGGCUGCCACUGGGCGUAUAAAACGAUGCCUGCUGGUGUCAUGCCCGAGGAGUUCUCCAUGGUCCCCUGCAAGGAGGCAAACAUGGGCAAGUGCUCGUGGGACGAGGAACGAUGGGAGAAGGAGGGCAACAAGAACUUUCCCAAGGGCUUCUCCAGUGUCCAUGCCCCCGGAUACUUCCUACGGCCCGAGGCUAUCGAGAGCCUCUUCUACCUCUAUCGCAUCACGGGCGACUCCAAGUGGCAGGACAUGGCUUGGGACAUGUUCCAGAACAUCAAGAAGGUCACCGAGACCAAGUAUGGCUUCUCUGCCAUCGAGGACGUGACCAGGGGCACCUCGCCCAAGAAGCUCGACUCCAUGGAGAGCUUCUGGCUCGCCGAGACCCUCAAGUAUUUUUAUCUGAUCUUUUCUGAGCCAGAAUUGAUCAGCUUGGACGACUACGCGUUUAACACGGAGGCGCACCCUCUGCGGAUACCGAAGCCAUGA
Molecule: messenger RNA, 1731 nt
Organism: Diaporthe batatas
Lineage: Eukaryota; Fungi; Ascomycota; Sordariomycetes; Diaporthales; Diaporthaceae
Exons: 1
Coding region: 1-1731 (576 amino acids)
Biological process (GO): carbohydrate metabolic process; N-glycan processing
Cellular component (GO): endoplasmic reticulum; Golgi membrane
Molecular function (GO): calcium ion binding; mannosyl-oligosaccharide 1,2-alpha-mannosidase activity
Source: RefSeq, a predicted model, not a curated record